Delphinapterus leucas (beluga whale) is the source of this 2066-nucleotide messenger RNA. RefSeq names its product cytochrome P450 family 24 subfamily A member 1 (gene CYP24A1). NCBI's taxonomy places the organism in Eukaryota, Metazoa, Chordata, Mammalia, Artiodactyla, Monodontidae. Gene Ontology annotation, molecular function: oxidoreductase activity, acting on paired donors, with incorporation or reduction of molecular oxygen; monooxygenase activity; heme binding. The record is from RefSeq and is a predicted model, not a curated record. Gene Ontology annotation, cellular component: mitochondrial inner membrane. Gene Ontology annotation, biological process: cellular response to peptide hormone stimulus; glucocorticoid biosynthetic process; C21-steroid hormone biosynthetic process.
CCAUAAAUACAUGGUCCCCGGGCAUGGAGCAUGGAGAGGGACAGGAGCAAAGCGCAGCGCCAGCAGCAUCUCUUCUACCUUCCUAGACACCUCCACUUCGCUACUCCAGAGCUGGAAGUCAGACUUGCAACCAACAGGCGGACUCACGUCCUUUCCUUUCCUCUUCCAAGAGCCACCCAACUCCCGGCUGCGCUCCUCCAGCCCCUGCGGCCAGCGCUAGGCGGGCAUCCGCUCCCUGAGGCUGCCGCGCGGUGCAGCGUCGAGCAUCCUCGCCGAGUUCCUUUCUGCUCUCCGUCCGUCUUCCGCCCUCUCCCACACCUGCUGCUCCUCUUUGCCUCUCUUCCGCAGAAUCGUAAGGCCCCAGCCCUCGCCGGCGCCUCUUUAGCCACCUCGCCCUUCCCAGCCCCCGCACAUUCCCAAGCGCCCGGUCUCCUCCGCUGCCAUGAGCUCCCCCAUCGGCAAGAGCCGCUCCCUUGCCGCCUUCCUACAGGAGCUGCGCAGCCUGGGGCAGCCCCCCAGACCCGUGACAUCUACGGCGUGCGCGCCCCGUCGGCCGCGGGAGGUGCCCCUCUGCCCCAUGGUGGAACAGGGCGAGGCGCAAGACGCGGCCGCCCUGCCCGGUCCCACCAAGUGGCCACUGCUGGGCAGUCUGCUGGAGAUUCUCUGGAAAGGAGGGCUCAAGAAACAGCACGACACGCUGGCGGAGUACCACGAGAAAUAUGGCAAGAUUUUCCGCAUGAAGUUGGGUUCCUUCGACUCGGUGCACUUGGGCUCGCCGUGUCUGCUGGAAGCGCUCUACCGCACGGAGAGCGCGUACCCCCAGCGUCUGGAGAUCAAACCGUGGAAGGCCUAUCGCGACUAUCGCGAGGAGGGCUACGGACUGCUGAUCUUGGAAGGAGAAGACUGGCAGAGGGUCAGGAGUGCCUUUCAAAAGAAACUAAUGAAACCAGUGGAAAUUAUGAAGCUGGACAACAAAAUCAAUGAGGUCUUGGCUGAUUUUACAGGUAGAAUAAGUGAGCUCUGUGAUGAGCGAGGCUGCAUUGAAGACUUGUACAGCGAGCUGAACAAAUGGUCAUUUGAAAGCAUCUGCCUUGUGCUAUAUGAGAAGAGAUUUGGGCUCCUUCAGAAGAAUGCAGGCGAUGAAGCUUUGAACUUCAUCAUGGCCAUCAAAACAAUGAUGAGCACGUUUGGGAGAAUGAUGGUCACGCCAGUCGAGCUGCACAAGAGCCUCAACACCAAGGUCUGGCAGGCGCACACUCUGGCCUGGGACACCAUUUUCAAAUCGGUCAAAUCUUGUGUCGACAACCGGUUAGAGAAAUAUUCUGAGCAGCCCAGUAUGGAUUUCAUUAGUGAUAUUUAUCACCACAAUCAGCUUUCAAAGAAAGAAUUGUAUGCGGCUGUGACAGAGCUCCAGCUGGCUGCAGUGGAAACGACAGCAAACAGCUUAAUGUGGAUCCUCUUCAAUUUAUCUCGUAAUCCCCACGUGCAACAAAAGCUUCUUAAGGAAAUUCAGAGUGUACUGCCUGAGAAUCGGAUGCCACGGGCAGAGGAUUUGAGGAAUAUGCCAUAUUUAAAAGCCUGUCUGAAAGAAUCUAUGCGGCUUACCCCGAGUGUGCCAUUUACAACUCGGACUCUUGACAAAGCAAUGGUUCUGGGGGAAUAUGCUUUACCCAAAGGAACAGUAUUGAUGCUAAAUACGCAUGUGUUGGGGUCCAAUGAAGAAAAUUUUGAAGAUUCAAGUCAGUUUAGACCCGAACGAUGGCUUCAAGACAAGAAAAAGAUCAACCCUUUUGCCCAUCUUCCAUUUGGCAUUGGGAAAAGAAUGUGCAUCGGUCGCCGAUUAGCCGAGCUCCAGCUGCACUUGGCUCUCUGCUGGAUUGUCCGCAAAUAUGACAUCGUGGCCACAGACAAGGAGCCUGUGGAGAUGCUGCACUUGGGCAUCCUGGUACCCAGCCGACAGCUCCCCAUUGCUUUCUACCAGAGAUAGGAGGCCUCAGGGCAGUUGGGCACUUAUCCGUUGGUCAGGUAAAAGUCACUAAAUGGGGCUUCCCUGGUGGCGCAGUGGU